GAGAGAGAGCGAGCGAGUGAGUGUGUGAGAGAGAGAGUGUGUGUGUGUGUGUGAGCGAGAGAGAGAGAGAGAGAGAGAGAGAGCGUUGAACGACACGACUGUAUCUGUACCUGUCCGGACGGGGAUGGAGAUGCUGCAUGGAUCCGCAGGUGUCCAAACGGCGAAGGCGUUGAAAAACGCGGCGGUGUGUCUGAUGCUUCUCCCGCGGUUCCUGCUCGCGGCACUGACGCUCUGGCUCCUGGAUUUCCUAUGCAUCCGAAGGAAGCUUUUAAUGAAGAUGCGGGAAAGCGACAUCGCGAGCCCUGACGACCCGCCGAUGUGCGUGUCCGACUCCAACAAGAUGUUCACGCUCGAGUCGCUGCGCGCCGUGUGGUACGGACAGAAGCUGGACUUCUUUAAAACGGCGCGUCUGGGCGGCGCGGCGCCCAACACAGAGGUGGUUCCGCUGGACAGCACGCGUCUGAGAGGCACGCGGACGAUUCUAGACUACGCCCGCGGGAGGAGACCUCUCAUAGUCAACUUCGGGAGCUGCUCCUGACCGCCGUUCAUGACGCGCCUGUCGGCGUUCCAACGCGUCGCACGGCAGUACGCGGACAUCGCAGACUCGCUGCUGGUGUACAUCGAGGAAGCGCAUCCGUCAGACGGCUGGGUGAGCUCCGACGCGCCGUACCAGAUCCCGCGGCACCGCUGCCUGGAGGACCGGCUCCGCGCCGCGGAGCUCAUGAACCAGAAAGUACCGGAGUGCGCAAUAGUCGUGGACACCAUGGAGAACUCGUCCAACUCGGCGUACGGCGCGUAUUUCGAGCGCCUGUACAUAUUAAAGGACGAGAAGGUCGUGUAUCAAGGCGGGAGGGGUCCGGAGGGCUACCGGAUCUCGGAGCUCAGAGACUGGCUGGAGCGUUACCGGAACGAGCUGGAAGCGUCAGGCGCGCCGGUGGUUGUGCACGUGUAAAAGACGCACGCGGAUGGAUGUUUGGAUGUUUUCUCCACUUCUCUCGUGUCCUUAAGUCAUCAAAACAUGCACUCUUGUUUUAAGCGAACUUUGGGUCAGAUAUGGAUAGACGCAGCCGUUGAAAUUGCAUUUUUAACCCAACGGUCGGGUUUGGUCAUAUUUGACCCAAAAAUGUUUUUUGUUUUGUUUCAUUUUUUUAGUGUAGUGACUGUUCUUCGCUCUUACCAACAGAGUCAUUGAGUCCGGUUUGACUGGGAUCUUUAUAAUGUUUAGCUUCUACGGAUCAGUGUUUUUUGGUUCCACUUUAGUCCAUUUUAGACAUUAAACCAUAAGUAACUUUGCAAAUACAUGUCAACUAACUGUCAUUAUCAGAUAUUAAUCAGAUCGACAUGUAGUUGCAAAGUUACUUAUGGUUAAAUCAAUGUCUAAAGGGUACUAUCGAAAUAAAAUGUGUUUUUUUUGGGUUCUUCGAAAUAAGCUAAUGUCUCUUUGGAUAAGGAUUUUGUUCUGAGCUUGAGCCAGGCUUGUUUUUAACCCGGGGUCCAUCACCGUAAAGCCGUCUCCUCAGGUAGCCUAAAAAUGGGUUACACACACCAUUUACAAAGUCAUUUAAAACAAUUCAUUACAGUUGCACAUUUCACUUUGUUUACAGUGUGGACCCCUGGGAGAAAAAAAUAGUUUUUUUAAAAUAUAUUUUCAUUAUAUAUAUAUAUAUAUAUAUAAGACAGAUGGAUGUUUUCCCAUGCAAUCUCUUGUGUCUUUAUAAUGAAGUCAUUAGCUGUGUUCAAAACCUAAUGUGAAUGUGUGUUUUUUGUGUGUGCAUUCUUUACAUCAUAGAAAUGCUUUUUAGAAAAAAAUUACACGCACACAAAAAAAAAAAAGUUGUUUCAUGUUUCAAAACAGGAGUAAACGUCAGAUCCGGGGUUUUCUAUGACAUAAACAUUCCGUUUAGAACUAAAUGACGCUUUAUGUUCUCAGCGAACGUUCUAAAGAGUGCUUGAGCUUCUCAUGUGGGUCGAAACCCUUGAUCUGGAGGACGAAGCGUCUCACGGACUGUGAUAAUGUGCAGGUUUUGAACACAGCCAUCAAACCAGUGUCUUCAGCUGCUGCUACAGACUCUCACACACAAUACUGCAGAUGUUGGGUUUCUUUCACGCAUACAGUUAUCUAGACAGAUGUUUAAGCGACCGCAUGAUAGCUGUUGUGCUUUUUGUGUUUUUAUGUCAAUCCAACCUGGCAUUUUAUUUGAAAUAUUGCAAAAACAGUAUAUCUAUCUAUCUAUGACAUAUCCUAUUUUUAUUUUUGUAUGGUAUAUUUCCCCUGUGAGCGUGUGUGUGUGUGUGUGUGUGUGUGUGUGUGAAUGUGCGGCCAGGAGGCCGUUUCAUUGUACUCUGGAGUUAUUGUGAAGAUCGGUUUUUAAAAGGAUUUUAACCAGAAAACCGAUACUGAUGUAAUUUGACACUAGAGUACAGGACAGAGAAAUGGCCUCCAGACAUAUUGCCAAAUGUUGUUUUGUAAAUGGUGUAUAUUUUAUUGAACACUUUUUUAAAUAAAUGGUAGAGCACCCUCUAAA
Pimephales promelas (fathead minnow) is the source of this 2525-nucleotide messenger RNA. RefSeq names its product iodothyronine deiodinase 3b (gene dio3b). Gene Ontology annotation, molecular function: thyroxine 5'-deiodinase activity. NCBI's taxonomy places the organism in Eukaryota, Metazoa, Chordata, Actinopteri, Cypriniformes, Leuciscidae. Gene Ontology annotation, biological process: thyroid hormone metabolic process. The record is from RefSeq and is a predicted model, not a curated record.